Messenger RNA from Yarrowia lipolytica CLIB122, 3783 nucleotides. RefSeq lists its product as uncharacterized. Gene Ontology annotation, molecular function: ATP binding; RNA helicase activity; RNA binding. Gene Ontology annotation, cellular component: Ski complex. Lineage: Eukaryota; Fungi; Ascomycota; Dipodascomycetes; Dipodascales. Gene Ontology annotation, biological process: nuclear-transcribed mRNA catabolic process, 3'-5' exonucleolytic nonsense-mediated decay. The record is from RefSeq and is a predicted model, not a curated record.
AUGAUUGACGAUAUUCUGGCCGAAAUCCGGACCAAAACAGGGUCUACCAACGCCACCGACCCAUCUGGCCACAGCUACAACGCGUCUGCGGUCUCGACGUGGUCCAGAUCACCCGCGACUGACGCCGAGUCUCGAGAUCAGCUGCAGGCCACGUUUCUGGACCCCAAGCCGCAGUUUUCCAACCAAUGGCUGCGGUACAUUUCCGACGAUCUGUCGGUGGACAAGACGGGCUUUGUGGAGUCUCUUUACGGCGUUCCUGAGGCCACAAACCGGUCGGACGUCCGAUUCACUCGAAAGGGGAUGCGGGGCCAUAUCAGUGGCUACGAGGAGUUCACGACUAGCGGCGACAUUCUCAACUCGAAAAACUCGUUUGCCGUGAACCGGGCAACCGGGUCGCGACUCGAUUUCGUGCGGGGCCGAUCGGGAUUCAUGCCGUUCGCGCCCGGAGGAGUGGAGCUGGCCGAGAAGGAGGAGCAGAGUAACCUGCUGCACAGAGACGCCGACGGCCUGUUUGACGUGCCCCCGGGCUUUGAGCGGGGUAUGAACACAGCCACGGCGGUUGCUUCUGCGGACGCUGAGCUCGGAGAGCUGGCUGUGAAGGAGUCGUCGGAAGAAACAGGAGGAGACCCCGGGCUCGUGGGCGACCUGUCGUCGCAGAUCUCGAGUAUGCAGCUGGCGGAGGACGUCUCCAAACACCCGAUCGACGAUCUGCUGCCCAAUGAUAUCACUUUCGGACGGGCUCAAACUGCCGUGGCCCAGGCGGCCAAGCAGAAGGACUGGGCACAUGUGGUGAACGUGAACAAGGAAAUCACCAACUUCUCCGAACUGGUGCCCCAGCCAGCCCGUGAGUUCCCCUUUGAGCUGGACACAUUUCAAAAGGAGGCUGUUUACCAUCUCGAACAGGGCGACUCUGUGUUUGUGGCGGCUCAUACGUCGGCUGGAAAGACCGUGAUUGCCGAGUACGCCAUUGCCAUGGCCCAGAGAAACAUGACCAAGGCCAUCUACACCUCCCCUAUCAAGGCGCUGUCCAAUCAGAAGUUCCGAGACUUCAAAUCUGAAUUUGACGACGUGGGUAUUCUUACUGGAGAUGUUCAGAUCAACGCCGAGGCGUCUUCUCUGAUCAUGACGACCGAGAUUCUGCGUUCGAUGCUCUACCGAGGCGCUGAUCUCAUUCGAGACGUGGAGUUUGUGAUUUUUGACGAAGUCCAUUACGUUAAUGACGCAGACCGGGGAGUCGUAUGGGAAGAAGUCAUCAUCAUGCUUCCCGAGCACGUCAAGUUUAUUCUGCUAUCUGCCACCGUCCCCAACACGUUCGAAUUUGCCAACUGGGUCGGUCGAACAAAGCAGAAGGACAUCUACGUGAUUAGUACGCCCAAGCGUCCUGUUCCCCUGGUACAUUAUCUUCUCUGCAAGAACGAGAUGGUCGAGAUUGUUGACGAGCACAAGAAAUUUCUCGACCAGGGAUACAAGCAAGCUGUGGAGAUUAUGGAGGGUGAUGAUGGUAAGGCGAAGGGUAAAGGGGGUGGAAGGGGAGGUCGUGGAGGACGAGGUGGACGUGGUGGACGAGGGGGGAGCCCUCCAACUGGUCCUCUCUCGGACCGAGGAGGUAGAGGAGGUGGCCGAGGUGGAAGAGGAGGUAAAGGUGGUGGUGACGGAGGAGGAAGAGGUGGCCGUGGCGGUGGAAAUGGAGGGGGUGGAGGAAAAGGAGGAUUCUCUCGGGGUCCUCCCCCUCCCACUAAGCAAGCUUUCAUUCAGAUGGUCAAGAUGUUGCAUGAGAAAGAGCUGCAUCCCAUGUGUACGUUCGUCUUCUCGCGAAAGAUGUGUGAGCAGUUUGCCGGAUAUCUUUCUGGUCUGGAUUUCUGUAACAAGCGCGAGAAGGCUGAGAUUCACAUGUUCUUCGAUAAGGCUGUGACGCGACUAUCUCAGGUGGACCGAAACCUGCCUCAGAUUUUGCAGAUGCGGGAGUACCUGUCUCGAGGCAUUGCUGUGCAUCACGCCGGUCUGCUGCCUAUUGUCAAGGAGGUGGUUGAAAUUCUGUUUGCUCGAUCACUUGUUCGAGUUUUGUUUGCCACAGAGACGUUUGCCAUGGGUCUCAAUUUGCCCACACGAACGGUAGUGUUUGCUGGGUGCCGAAAACACGAUGGAACCACCUUCCGGGCUCUUCUUCCUGGAGAGUACACGCAGAUGGCCGGCCGAGCUGGUCGUCGAGGUCUCGACAAGACUGGUACCGUCAUCAUCAUGGCGUCCGGAGAAGUUACUCCCGAGGAGGACCUCAAGGAGAUGAUGCUUGGUCAGCCCACCAAACUGCAGUCGCAGUUCCGACUAACCUACAACAUGAUUCUCAACUUGUUGCGAAUCGAGGCCUUGAAGGUCGAGGAGAUGAUCAAACGGUCCUUCUCUGAGAACGCCAACCAGUUGAUGCUUCCCGAGCACGAAGCCAGUGUGAAGAGCCACGAGGAUCUGCUUCUCAAUCUCAAGAAGAAGAAUUAUGACGAUUGCGAUCAGUUCAUGCCCACUAUUCUCGAGCUUGGUCUUGAGCAGCAGACGUGUCUCAAGUUCAUUAUUGAGCAGGGUCCCAAAAUUGAAAACAUGCGUGAUAUUCUCAAGAUUGGUCGAGUUGUCAUUUUCAAAAACCCCACCGGCGCUCUGCGAAUCGGUUUUCUGGCCCGUUCCGUUAUUGGUGAAUCUGCCUCCAUUCUCAUGUUCCCUUGUGACAUUUCUUCUUCCAAGGCCAAGAUGGCAGCCACACUCCCCAUGUUCCCUCAGGUGGCGGGCUACAACAAGUUUCUGCUGGCUCCCCUGGCUCCCAUUUCGACAAAGCUAGAAGCAGCUUCUGUUCCCGUGUCCACCAUCGUCUUCCUCUCCAAGUACAUCAUCAAUAAUGUCUCGGGCGUGUCUCGGUUUGAUCGUCAGGCUGUUGAGCAGGCGUACAAGAGUAUCCAACAGAUUUGUACGCGUCGAGGACCCGUUCACGAGUGCAGUUUCGACAAGCUGAAGAAACUGGAUCUCACUGAAAAAUGCCGCGACAAGCUGGCCAUGUCGGUCGAGUUUUCCAAGAUUCCCUGCAUCAAGAAACUCAGUAAAAACUUCCUUCGUGCUUACACCCAGGAGUACGAGGAGUAUCAAUUGAAGGAGACGAUUGCAAAUCUUCGAAAGUCGUUGAACGACGAGAACCUGGAGCUGCUUCCUGACUAUGAGCAGCGAGUCGAGGUGCUCAAGGAUCUCAACUACGUCGAUACAAACAACAUUGUGUUGUUGAAGGGCCGGGUUGCGUGCGAAGUCAACUCUGGUUUUGAGCUGUUCAUUUCCGAGCUGGUGAUGGACAACUUUUUGGGCGAUUACGAGCCCGAGGAGAUUGUGGCCCUGUUGUCUGCAUUUGUCUACGAGGGCUCUCGGGAUGUGGAGGAGCCUGUUUCUGUCACCCCCCGGCUUGACAAGGGUCGAGAGAGAAUCAAGGAGCUGGUGGCCAACGUCAUGGAUGUGCUUGAGAAGCGUCAGGUGAUUAUGACAUCGGACGAGCAGCAGUUUUUGGAACGUGGGCGGUUUGGACUCAUUGAGGUGGUGUACGAGUGGGCACGUGGCAUGACUUUCGAGGCCAUUUCCGAACUAACUUCUGCCCAGGAGGGUAUCAUUGUGCGAGUUGUGUCUCGUCUCGAUGAGGUUUGUCGAGAAGUCAAGUCUGCCGCGCGGAUCAUUGGAGAUGCUACUUUGCAGGAGAAGAUGGAUGUUGCUCAGGAGAAGAUCAAGCGGGACAUUAUUUUCUGUGCCUCUUUGUAUUUGUAG